CCUGUUCUUCACUGCAGUCCAAGAUUUGACAGGUUCUUCUCCCAGUUCCAGUGGUGCUACCAGUCUAACUCUCCAUCAUGUGCGAAGAGGAGGUUGCUGCUCUCGUCGUUGACAAUGGUUCCGGCAUGUGCAAGGCCGGCUUUGCGGGCGAUGACGCGCCCAGGGCCGUCUUCCCCUCCAUCGUGGGCCGCCCCAGGUACCAGGGCGUCAUGGUCGGCAUGGGACAGAAGGACGCCUAUGUCGGUGACGAGGCGCAGAGCAAGAGAGGCAUCCUGACCACCAAGUAUCCCAUCGAGCACGGCAUCGUCACCAACUGGGACGACAUGGAGAAGAUCUGGCACCACACCUUCUACAACGAGCUGCGUGUGGCCCCCGAAGAGCACCCCGUGCUGCUGUCCGAGGCUCCCCUCAACCCCAAGGCCAACAGGGAGAAGAUGACCCAGAUCAUGUUCGAGACCUUCAACACCCCCGCCAUGUACGUGGCCAUCCAGGCUGUCCUGUCCCUCUACGCCUCCGGCCGCACCACCGGUAUCGUGCUGGACACCGGCGAUGGAGUCACCCACAACGUGCCCAUCUAUGAAGGCUACGCCCUGCCGCACGCCAUCCUCCGUCUGGACCUGGCCGGCCGCGACCUGACAGACUACCUGAUGAAGAUCCUGACCGAGCGCGGAUACUCCUUCGUCACAACGGCCGAGAGAGAAAUCGUCCGUGACGUGAAGGAGAAGCUGUGCUACAUCGCGCUGGACUUCGAGCAGGAGAUGGCCACCGCUGCCGCCACCUCCAGCCUGGAGAAGAGCUACGAGCUGCCGGACGGACAGGUCAUCACCGUCGGCAACGAGAGGUUCCGCUGCCCCGAGACCCUCUUCCAGCCUUCCUUCAUCGGCAUGGAGUCCGCCGGCAUCCACGAGGGCACCUACAACAGCAUCAUGAAGUGUGACAUCGACAUCCGCAAGGACCUGUACGCCAACAACGUGCUGUCCGGCGGCUCCAGCAUGUACCCCGGCCUGGCCGACCGUCUGCAGAAGGAAGUCACCGCCCUGGCACCCAGCACCAUGAAGAUCAAGAUCGUCGCUCCUCCCGAGAGGAAGUACUCCGUCUGGAUCGGCGGGUCCAUCCUGGCCUCCCUGUCCACCUUCCAGCAGAUGUGGAUCGCCAAGCAGGAGUACGACGAGUCCGGCCCCGCCAUUGUCCACCGCAAGUGCUUCUAAAUAUUUUGUUUGUCUUUUCCCUUUGUCAGAAUCUGUGCCAAAUCUGCGCUAUACUUGUUCGAACGCAACGCCACCCUUGCAGAGAGAUGGCUUGCCUUACGCUGCAAGUUACGGACUCACAGAGACAGUGAACUGUAUGUUGAUAGCUCGAUGCUACUAAUGUAAGAAAGUUGGUUAAUGACAGAAAGCAGGUUGAGCCUACAAGACGGAAAUGUAAUCUAGCUUGACGAUGUAUGGAUUCAGAGAUAGUUUGAAAGGGACACACAUAUAGUGGAAUGGAAUCUGUGAUGCAGUCUCUAAGAAUGUGAAGUACGUUUGUGACGAUCGAGAAAAGGGGGCGAUUCGGCCACAGGGAAAACAUGUACUUGAAGUUAUGUCUUGACUCUUGUAUGUUUGUUCUCUAUGUUCUCUAAACAGCUGAUUAUUAAAAUGUUUGUCGCUUA
Messenger RNA from Branchiostoma floridae (Florida lancelet), 1651 nucleotides. Its product is annotated as actin-2-like. The record is from RefSeq and is a predicted model, not a curated record. The transcript is spliced from 2 exons. Bases 78 to 1208 code for a protein of 376 amino acids. Lineage: Eukaryota; Metazoa; Chordata; Leptocardii; Amphioxiformes; Branchiostomatidae.